This is a messenger RNA of Entrophospora sp. SA101, 392 nucleotides long. The record is from the annotation of a GenBank genome assembly. NCBI's taxonomy places the organism in Eukaryota, Fungi, Glomeromycota, Glomeromycetes, Entrophosporales, Entrophosporaceae.
UGAUGGCAGAUUAUUAUGUAAUAUUUAUAAUACGAUCGUUAAAUAUUCUAAACAACCCUUUGGAUUUAUUGAUAAAAUUCAUGAAGAUACAUCAAGAACAUAUCGUGUCAUAGAAAAUCUAAACUUUUUUGCAACUGCUGUAAAAUUACGAUUCGAUGUGAAAUUUGAAGAAUUCGAUGUAAAAGAAAUCAAAAAUUUAACAGAAAUCGGUGAAAUUCAUUUGGAAAAAGCUUUGGAAUUAUUUUGUGAAAAAGCAAUGAAUGAAUCAAUAUCGACCGGAUCACAUCAUAAUCGAACAAAUUUAUCAAGAUCUUCUUCAUCAUCACCUAUUCGGCAAGAAACAAGUGAUUCUAAAUUAUCCAAAGAAAAUCAAGAUUUAGCAACAGAAAUUG